AUGAAGGUCAAGUACGGUCAAAUAGGUGGGGUGCUUGGAGAGUGAGGGUCUUUUUUAAUUUGUGGUAUAGGAAUUCUUGUGACGUGGAAAUGGGUUUAAAAUUCUGACUUGGCUCUAACUAGUUAUGAUAACCAAGGAAAACUUGCAAUUAGGCAUUUUACAUUUCAAAAUGCAGCGCUGGGCUUUCAGGUCAGCGCCGAAGUCGAAGUACAAUUCUAUGGGUCAAAUUGAACAGUCACCAGAGGAGGCGGUAUGUAAUAGCUACAUGUAAUCCAUUCUUUGCCGAGGUUUGUUUGUUGCACUGAUUUAAGGUUACGUGGCUUCCCUGCCAAGCCUGUUGAGAUAAAAUGGGAUGAGACCCACAACUACAGUAGUAUGACUAAGGUUAUGGGAGAUAUGUUAGGGACCACAAAUGCCUAAGAGAGAAGAUUGACCUAGAGGAUGCACCCCUACUUAGGCACAACCCCAGAAGGUCCACUCGUCAAGCCGUGACACAUGUUUGAACACUCACUAUUUAUAUGGUUUGGGAAGAAUCAGCAAUAGAGGAAUAUUUAUGCUGUGUGUCAUGUUGAUUUGUGUGGCCCUAACCUCACUUAGUGUAUAUGAACUACGUCAUGCAGAAUCAGACAGGGGAUAUGUUUUGCCACAUCCAGAACAAGUUGUUGAGAAGGAUUCAGUAAAGAAGCCAGGUUUUGCUGUUUAUGGGAGAAAUGUAGAUGCUGGAUAUCUCAAGCAUGUUUACCUUGUUUUCGAACGUUUGGGCUUUGAACGACGGAAUGAUUCUGACUGGGAUGUUCUGUGGGCUCAUAUGUAUCCUUUCCGUGUUUUAUAUUCCAGUCUUAAAAAUCUCAAACCUCAUCAAAAGGUGAAUCAUUUCCCUGGAUCAGGAUAUAUCACACAGAAGGUUGAUCUUGCCACUUCAGGCAUUCCUUAUAUUCCAGUUGCUUUCAGGAUCCCUGCCGACCUUGAGAAGCUCUUUGAGUAUGCAAAAGUAAAACCUGAGGCAUUAUUUGUCCAGAAGAGUAAUGACCAUCGAGGUGUAACCAUCACAAAGGUGAAGGACCUGAACCUGAAAGCAGAAGGUACAUUUGUUCAGGAAUAUGUUGGUAGGCCCUUGCUUGUGGAUGGACACAAAUUUGACAUCGGAGUGUACACAAUUCAGACUUCCAUAGAUCCUCUGAGAGUGUACGCUUACAAUGGAGAUGUGAUAUUGAGAUUCUGUCCAGAGAAAUAUUACCCAUUGAAUCCUGACGUGCUUGAUAAGUAUGUAGUGGGAGAUGAUUACCUCCCCACAUGGGAAGUGCCCUCUCUGCGGAAAUAUUACAUAGACUUGGGGUUUUCUAUGAAAGAGUCACUCAAUGCUCAUUUAAGAGAUAUAGGUAAAGAUCCAAACAAAAUGUGGGACCAAAUAGAUGAUGCCUUAAGACACGCCUACUUGAAAACAGAACCAUUGAUGAUUAAGUCUGCUUCCAAUUAUAGAUCAAAGCGAAACUUUUUUGAAAUGGUACGCUUUGAUUUUGUUGUUGAUGAGGACCUGAACGUUUAUAUAAUGGAGGCAAAUAUGUCUCCUAACUUGUCCUCACAACACUUCCCUCCUAACAGAAUAAUCUACGAACAAGUCCUAUUCAACGUGUUGAGUCUUGUUGGAGUAGGACGAAGAAUCCAUGGAGAUUCUCUUCGUCCAAGGUCAAGAGAUGAGGAAGUUAUGCAGGUUGCAGAGAAGAACCUCAUGGUGUUCCCAUCUGUGUGCGCAAGGAAGCUUUGUCGCAGCAGUUGUGUGUCGCCUGAUUGCCAGCUCUGCAAACCUUGUCUUACACCAGAGACCAUGGAUGUAUUGAAGGCUGCUUACAUGGAACACAUUAACCGACAGGAAUGCAAAAGAAUCUUCCCUCCCCAUAUGACUGAAGAAGAUGCAAAGAAAAGCAUCAGUCUAGAAGAAUACUCACCAGAGAAUCAGUUGAUGUAUCGGUGGUUCCAAGGGAAAUGCCUCAUUGAUCGUACAUGGUGUUGAGUCACUUCUGCAUCCUUCUGUUGUGAAAUGAGUUCUUUAAAUGUCAUACAGAGUAGCGGUAUUUGGUUUGUGUUGUGAUGUGGUGUAGGAAACGGUAUUUAUAUUAUGAACAUUGGAGCCUCACUGUUAUGUUCCAUUCUGAACAGGGCUGUACACUUCCGGAGUUGGAGCAUGGGCUGUUCAAUAAAUACACUGACUGGGCUAAGGAUUUCAUGACCAGUGUUCAGAUCCUGGCAGGUCUGAGAUUAACAUUCAUAUGUGCUGUGGGGCCCACUGUGAAUGUAUGCAGUGCAUUCGGGGGGGGGAGGGGGGCUUCCUGGAGGUAAAGUGGACAUGAAGAACAAGAGUACUUACCAGCUUCAUUUCUCAUAAUCAUACUAGCUUUCCCACAUUGUACUCUGUAUAUACCAGAAAUGGAAACAGUGGGUUGAGGAUGUAUUCUACAGAUGCAAAUGUACGUUGUCAAACACCUUCAUAUUCUAGUAAGAAGUUUUGCUAUUUCUGAAGUGUUAAUGUCAUAAAAAUAUGCAGUGGAACACUUGUUCCAUGCUUCUCAAUUUAAGCAUUUCCCUCAUUUAGUGUUCAAGUCAACAAUCUGAGUGUUGAAUUUCCUUCAUUUUAAGAUUUUCCUCAUUCUAGUGUUCAAAUCCACUGCGUCCCAAAGAAGCGUUAUGUCGGAGUUUCAAUCUAUAUUUUAAGAAAAAUUUCAUAUUACAAAGUUUGUUUCACAGUAGUAAUAAUCUAUAUAGUGCUGUAAAGUAAUUGACAGAGAUUUAAUGGCUAGAGUUUGAUUUCUAGGAGGAACAGAGAUUUAUUCUUUACCACCAUGGCAUCCCAUUGGGACCCACUCACCCCUCUCUCCGAUGGCUACUGGGGAAAAUUUUUUGGGUGUUAAAGCAGUCAAGAACAUGAAGCUGAUGGUUCAUAUCAUUUAGUGCUGAGGUCUAGAAUGUGUGGAGCUUGAAGUAUGUGCCUCUCCUACUCCUUCAUGGCACAGUGCUUAAGCGCAUGCACAGCCACAACAUUCUUAGCCUCUUGACAGCUAAGUUAAAUUUAUUUUGUGUUUUGGUGUUAAUUUUUCAAAUGUUAUUCUGUACUGGUUCUGUUAAAACAUCAGUGAGGUUUCACAGUAGACAUUAUGGGUGGAGGUUUAAAAAUGUAUAAAGAGAAUUUUGUAAAGAAAUCAUGUGCAUAAUUUCCAUCCAUCCAUUUGUCUGAUACGGACGUUAUUAUACAAAGACAUCUCACAUUGUACAACAGUUACAAUAGCAUAAAUAAAAAGAACUUAAGAGUGUGUCUGCUUUUAAUGAACUACAGUGCAAACCAAAUUAUUUGCAAUGACCAUAAAUUUUUAUGUCUGAUGUAUGACAAAAAUUGAGAUUCCAGGUAGAAGAGAUAUUUGUUUUGUCUGUGGUCAUAGUUUGUAAGUCACUGGAGCACAGUUUGCUGUAUAGGUCAUGCAUUGGUGCUAAUAUAUGAAGCUACAGUCUGAAGUCAUCUUAUGGUGAUGUAGUCAAUUUAUAUAUGUCCAUUUUAAGGCUCUAUUUGGUGAUUUUGUGAACCUUAGUAUUUAUUGCUGAAUUUUAUUAUGAAUUUAAACUUCAAGUGUGAGUA
Cryptotermes secundus is the source of this 3625-nucleotide messenger RNA. It is a transcript of the gene TTLL15, whose product is annotated as probable tubulin polyglutamylase ttll-15. The record is from RefSeq and is a predicted model, not a curated record. The coding region runs from base 554 to 2011 and encodes 485 amino acids. The transcript is spliced from 10 exons. NCBI's taxonomy places the organism in Eukaryota, Metazoa, Arthropoda, Insecta, Blattodea, Kalotermitidae. Gene Ontology annotation, biological process: protein modification process.